This is a messenger RNA of Rotaria sp. Silwood2, 777 nucleotides long. NCBI's taxonomy places the organism in Eukaryota, Metazoa, Rotifera, Eurotatoria, Philodinida, Philodinidae. The record is from the annotation of a GenBank genome assembly.
AUGGGAAAGGGUUAUGAAAAUUAUAUGUCAAAAAAAUGGUUUCAUCCAACGAAUAUUGGAAAUAUGAAACGUCAAUAUAUGGCUGAACAAAAAUCGGCUAAUGAAAAACGACGUCAACAAGAAUUACGUGAACAAUAUGAACGUGAACAAGAAUUAUUUUCAAAUAAACAAUUAAUGGGUGAUGAAAAAGCACGUCUUGGUCUUUCUUUUAUGUAUAAUCCACCAGCAGGAAUGGCUAAACAAGAAGAACAACAACAUCAAGAACAAGAACUAAGACGUGCUGAUGGAACAUUAAUUAUUAAAAAAGAUGAACCAAAAUUUGAAUGGCAAAGAAAAUAUAAUGCACCAAGAGAAUCAUGGGCGAAAAAUGAUGAGAAAAUUCGAGAUCAACCUUUUGGUAUUGAAGUUAGAAAUGUACGUUGUAUAAAAUGUAAAAAAUGGGGUCAUGUAAAUACGGAUAAAAUUUGUCCAUUAUAUGGAAAAUCUCGUUAUGAUAAUGAUUCAAAUCAUCCAAUAAGUCAAUUAACUCUAACACAAAAUAUGCCAACAACAAAUGAAUUAAUUGAAGAUUUACAUACUAAAGGUUUAGCUAUGAGACGUGGUGGAGCAGAACAUAUGAUAGCUCAUAGUGAUAUGAAUAAGGAUAUGACAAAUCGAACAAAACAAGAUGAAUUAAAAAUAGAAUUAAAAUUUUUAAAACAACUACCAACACAAAUGAAACAUCGUCUUGUUAAACGUCUAAAACUUUUAGAAAAACAAGGAACACUUAAAGUUUAA